This is a messenger RNA of Aspergillus tanneri, 1494 nucleotides long. RefSeq names its product cytochrome P450 monooxygenase xanG (gene xanG). Lineage: Eukaryota; Fungi; Ascomycota; Eurotiomycetes; Eurotiales; Aspergillaceae. The record is from RefSeq and is a predicted model, not a curated record. The transcript has 2 exons. Gene Ontology annotation, molecular function: heme binding; monooxygenase activity; oxidoreductase activity, acting on paired donors, with incorporation or reduction of molecular oxygen. The coding region runs from base 1 to 1494 and encodes 497 amino acids.
AUGAUUCUCAACCUCCUCACGCUGUUAGUCGGCCUGGCAUUGGUCUACCUGGGGCUGACCUCACGAUGGCAUCACAGCGCCAUUCCCACCGUACCUUUCUGGAUUACUCUCUACGACAUGUGCCGUGGUGUGGGCCGCACCGAGUUCUACGAGACCCGAUUGCGGCCGCGACUGGAUGAACAUGGCGCCGUGUGGAUGUGGAACGCUGGCCGUUGGGUGGUGCUCGUCACCAAGCCCGAGUACCUGGCGCACGUCUUCCGCCAUGAGAAGACAGUGUCCAAGGCGGGUUUCGUGCGUAAGGUCCCCUGGGGAGUGCUGGCCCGGCUGUUUGGCGAGAAUAUCAUCGAUUCGCACGGAGCCACCUGGCAUCGUUUCGCCGCCAUCAUGCGUCCGGGCAUCCAGAAACCACGCGAUAUUCGCUCCCUGUGCGACCGGUCCGCCCGUCUAGCAUCCCUGUUGCUACAGACGCAGCAGUCCGUCACUCUCUCCUCCUUCUCCUCGGCAUCCACGGCGUCCGAUGAGCCCAGCGGCGUCGUCAUCGAACCGCUGCUGCAACGAUGGGCACUGUCUGUCUAUGGCGACUACUUCCUCCAUACGGAGCUGGGCUGUCUAGAGACGCCGGGUACUACUAUCGACCGACUCGUCACGGCCGUCAAGCGGUCCAUUCCGCUACCGCUGGUAGGCGAGUUCCCCGUGUUGGAGCGUUUCCGGUGGCUGCUCCCGCAUACGCGGCGCGGGUUUGCAGCCGUGCAGCAGUUCGAGGAGCAUCUGAUCGAGCAGGUCGACCAGGUGUCACCCAGUCCUGCUUACACGUCGCUGUCCCCGGGAAACAACAAGCUCAUCCACCGACUGAAACGUGCGCGUGAGCAGGGCCUACUGUGCGAGUACCACUACCGGUCGAACCUGAAGAUGAUGACGGUGGCAGGGCACGAGAACGUCAAUCUGGCACUGACAUCUGCCCUCUGGGAGCUGGGCCGUCACCCCCACGUCCAGGAGGAGCUGCGUCAGGAGAUGGCGACUCUACCGGCCGUGUACACCGUCGAGGAGAUCGAGCGUCUACCUCUCCUAACCGCUGUGAUCUACGAGACGCUCCGUCUCUACCCCCCGCUGAGCCAGCUAGUCAACCGCGUAGCUCGGGAGCCUUUCCCUCUGACUAAGGACGUGUGGAUUCCUGAAGGCACCUGGGUGGGUUGGAACUCGUACGGGGUGCACACUAACCCGGCGAUUUGGGGGCCCACAGCGCGUAGUUUCCAACCGGCACGCUGGGGGAUUAGUCUCGCUAGCAUCAAUGAUCAUUUCCGGUUGUAUCAGGCCCGUGGGUACUUUAUCCCGUUCAGUGCCUACUCGCGUCGGUGUCUGGGGAUUGGGUUCGCCAUCUUGCAGAUGCGUAUUGCAUUGGUGGAGAUCCUGCGACGGGUGUCGUGUCGACAGGAUCCGACUUAUAAUUUUUCUCCUACGUUGAGGGUGUCGACUAAUUUUCUCACCUUGCAAUGA